AUGGCUCCUUGUCCCGAGAGCAACGCCACCUCCUGGGGGGACCCAGCCACCAACUGCACGGGGGCCGGCAGCCUGAGCCAGCAGUGGGCCGUCGGGGCCGCCCUGAGCCUCAUGGUGCUGGUGAUCGCGGCCGGCAACCUGCUGGUGAUCCUGGCCAUCGCCAAGACGCCGCGCCUGCAGACCAUGACCAACGUGUUCGUCACCUCGCUGGCCUGCGCCGACCUGAUCAUGGGCUUGCUGGUGGUGCCGCCGGGGGCCACCAUCGUGCUGAGCGGCCACUGGCCCUACGGCACCACGGUGUGCGAGCUGUGGACCUCGCUGGACGUGCUGUGCGUCACGGCCAGCAUCGAGACCCUGUGCGCCAUCGCCGUGGACCGGUACUUGGCCAUCACCUCGCCGCUGCAGUACGAGGCGCUGGUGACCAAGGGCCGGGCGCGGGCCGUGGUGUGCCUGGUCUGGGCCAUCUCCGCCUUCGUCUCCUUCCUGCCCAUCAUGAACCACUGGUGGCGGGACGGGGCGGACAAGGAAGCGCUGCGCUGCUACCAGGACCCGCGCUGCUGCGACUUCGUCACCAACAUGCCCUACGCCAUCCUCUCCUCCAUCAUCUCCUUCUACGUGCCGCUGCUGGUCAUGCUCUUCGUCUACGCGCGGGUCUUCGCCGUGGCCAGCCGGCAGAUCAGCCUCAUCGAGCGGGACAAGGUCCGCUUCCUCCAGGGGCCCCCCAGCCCCGGCGCCAAGGGCUCCCGCCGGAGGAGACCCUCCCGCCUCAUGGCCAUGAGGGAGCACAAGGCGCUCAAGACCCUGGGCAUCAUCAUGGGCACCUUCACCCUCUGCUGGCUGCCCUUCUUCGUGGCCAACAUCGUCAAGGUCUUCUACAGGUCCCUCAUCCCCGGCCAGGUCUUCCUCUUCCUCAACUGGCUGGGCUACGUCAACUCCGCCUUCAACCCCAUCAUCUACUGCCGCAGCCCCGACUUCAGGAGCGCCUUCAAGAAGCUGCUCUGCUGCCCGCGGAGCGCGGACCGCCGGCUGCACGCCGUCUCCAGGGACCUCCGCCGGUGCCCCUGCGCCUUCGCUUCCCAGGAGGCCUCCCCUGCGGACAGCAAGCCGGUGGCGCAGGGGCAGCAGCCCGGGCAGGCGGAGGAGGAGGAUGGGGGAACCAGCAGCAGCAGCAGCCGCUCCAGUAGCAGGACUGAGAACAACUUCUCCUACCGCCAAAGCAAUGGGCAUGGCAAUGCCCAGCGCCCCCUUAGGGAGGCCCAGCUGCAGGGCACCCAGAUCACGCUGUGUCUGCAGCUGGAAGAAUUUACCUGCAAUGAAGCAAAAGCAGGUCCUUGA
Messenger RNA from Mauremys mutica (yellowpond turtle), 1335 nucleotides. It is a transcript of the gene ADRB3, whose product is annotated as adrenoceptor beta 3. NCBI's taxonomy places the organism in Eukaryota, Metazoa, Chordata, Testudines, Geoemydidae. Gene Ontology annotation, molecular function: beta1-adrenergic receptor activity; norepinephrine binding; epinephrine binding. Bases 1 to 1335 code for a protein of 444 amino acids. Gene Ontology annotation, cellular component: membrane. The transcript is spliced from 2 exons. The record is from RefSeq and is a predicted model, not a curated record. Gene Ontology annotation, biological process: positive regulation of heart contraction; adenylate cyclase-activating adrenergic receptor signaling pathway; norepinephrine-epinephrine-mediated vasodilation involved in regulation of systemic arterial blood pressure.